GAGGACCAGCCUGGGAGCAACACCUGCUCAGACACGGAGCGCCAGGGCUUCAGGGACUUCUGCUCCCAGGAGGCCGAAGGCCCCCGAGAGGUUUGCAGCCGACUCCACCACCUUUGCUGCCAGUGGCUGAAGCCAGAAAGGAACACGAAAGCUCAGAUGCUGGAUCUGGUGGUCCUGGAGCAGUUUCUGGCUGUCCUGCCCCCGGAGGUGGAGAGCUGGGUCAGAGAGUGUGGAGCAGAGACCAGUUCCCAGGCGGUGGCCCUGGCAGAAGGCUUCCUCCUGAGCCAGGCAGAGGACAAAGAGCAGGUCCAGAGGAUGUUGGCCAGAGCACCCACAGAUUUCCCUGAGGCAGAGAAGGCUCCACCGGGAACCACACAUAGACAGCUGGACGGGUGGAUCUUGCAGGAGGGUGACGGAGGACCCGCCUCACUGGGGAGCGGAAAAACCUGCAGAGGAAGUGAACUGAUCCUGGGGGAUCCUUCCAGGCCUCCUUGGCUUGGUGGUGGAGUGGAAGCGGUUUCUGCACAGCCUGGGCAGGUUCCGGUGACUUUUGAGGAGGUGGCUGUGCAUUUCUCGGAGGAGGAGUGGGCUCUGCUUGAUCCAGUCCAAAGGACUCUGUACACAGAAGUCAUGGAGGUGAAUUGUAGGAUCCUGGCUUCUCUGGGUGAUCACAGGGAGAACAAGAAAAAUGGCCUACACCAGAGGAGGAAAACUGAAACUGAAGAGAAGAGGGAAAACAAAUCCAUUUCUUUUGAAGGAUCAAACGUCUGUGAAACUCCAAUCCUGGAAGCAACAAGAAAAAAGAACAUUCACAAUAGGAAGACACAGAGGAAAAGCUCUCGGUACAUAAAGGCUCAGAAGAUUCAUCUUAGCAAAUAUCAAAGAGUUCAAUACUUAGAGUGUGAAAAACAAUUCAGUUUCAACACACAACUUAAGUUGCAUCAAAGAAUUCACACUGGGGAGAAGACCAAUAAAUGCUUAGAGUGCGGAGAGAGCUUUGCUCACAGCACAAGCCUUAAGCUGCAUGAAAGAAUUCACACUGGGGAGAAGCCCUAUAAAUGUUUAGAGUGUGGAGAAAGCUUUGUUCAGAGCGCACACCUUAAGCGGCAUCAACGAAUUCACACUGGGGAGAAGCCCUAUAAAUGCUUAGAAUGCGGGAAGACCUUUGCUCAAAGCGCAAGCAUUAAGCAGCAUCAACGAAUUCACACUGGGGAGAAGCCCUAUAAAUGCUUAGAAUGUGGGAAGACCUUUGCUCAAAGCGCAAGCAUUAAGCGGCAUCAACAAAUUCACACUGGGGAGAAGCCCUAUAAAUGCUUAGAAUGUGGGAAGACCUUUGCUCAGAGCGCAAACCUUAAGCAUCAUCAAAGAAUUCACACUGGGGAGAAGCCCUAUAAAUGCUUAGUAUGUGGGAAGAGCUUUGCUCGCAGCUCAAGCCUUAAGCAUCAUCAAAGAAUUCACACUGGGGAGAAGCCCUAUAAAUGUUUAGAGUGUGGGAAGACCUUUGAUCUGAGCACACAACUUAAGCAGCAUCAACGAAUUCACACUGGGGAGAAGCCCUAUAAAUGCUUAGAGUGUGGGAAGAGCCUUGCUCACAGCACAACCCUUAAGCAGCAUCAAAUAAUUCACACUGGGGAGAAGCCCUAUAAAUGCUUUGAGUGCGGGAAGAGCUUUGCUCACAGUGCAAGCCUUAAGCAGCAUCAAAGAAUUCACACUGGGGAGAAGCCCUAUAAAUGCUUAGAGUGCGGAAAGAGCUUUGCUCACGGCGCAAGCCUUAAGCAUCAUCAAAGAAUUCACACUGGGGAGAAGCCCUAUAAAUGUUUAGAGUGUGGGAAGAACUUUGCUCUGAGCAAACGCCUAAAGCUUCAUCAAAGAAUUCACACUGGGGAGAAGCCCUAUAAAUGCUUAGAAUGCGGAAAGAGCUUUGCUCUGAGCACACGCCUUAAGCAGCAUCGGAAAAUCCACACUGGGGAGAAGCCAUUUAAAUGCUCGGAGUGCGGAAGGAGUUUCACUGAGAAAAGGUGCCUUAUUUCACAUCAAAGCAGCCACACAGGGGAGAAACCCUAUCAGUGUUCAGUCUGUGCCAAGAGCUUUCUUGCCAAAGCAAGCCUUAAAAGCCAUCUGAAAAUUCACACAGGGGAGAAGCCAUACCAAUGCAUGGAGUGCGGGAAGAGCUUCCGGGUGCUGGGAAGCCUUACUUCUCAUCAAAAAACUCACACGGGUGAAAAACCGUACAAAUGCUUGGAGUGCGGAAAGCCUUUUGCUCACAGUAAUAGUCUUGUUUUACAUCGAAGAAUUCACUCUGGGGAGAAGCCGUAUGAAUGCUCAGAGUGUAGCAAGAGCUUCUCUUCGGGUCAAGGCCUUAAGAUGCAUGAAAGAAUUCAUACAGGAGAUAAACCAUUUCAAUGCUUGGUGUGUGGAAAGAGUUUCACUCAGAGCUCACACCUUUCUUCACAUCGGAGAAUUCACACAGGGGAGAAACCAUAUACAUGCUUUGAGUGUGGACUUAGCUUUAUUCAGAGCAGCAGCCUUGCUUCACAUCGAAGAAUUCACUCAGGAGAGAAACCAUAUAAAUGCAUGGAGUGUGGAAAGAGCUUCUAUGUGAGUUCAGGCCUUAAUAAUCAUCUCAGGAUUCAUACAGGAGAGAAACCAUAUAGGUGUCUGGAGUGCGGAAAGAGCUUCACUGUAAGCGCAACCCUUACUUCUCAUCGAAGAACCCACACAAAGGAGAAACCAGAUAAAUACCGAGAUUGUAAACUUGAGAACAAGGACUGUCUAAUGAUCGAUUCUUGCAAUCUGCUCUGCGAGCCAUUUGACUAA
This is a messenger RNA of Elgaria multicarinata webbii, 2817 nucleotides long. RefSeq names its product zinc finger protein 420-like. The coding region runs from base 157 to 2817 and encodes 886 amino acids. Gene Ontology annotation, biological process: regulation of DNA-templated transcription. Lineage: Eukaryota; Metazoa; Chordata; Lepidosauria; Squamata; Anguidae. The record is from RefSeq and is a predicted model, not a curated record. The transcript is spliced from 8 exons.